AUGAAGUGUUUCCCAGUUACUUUUAUCCUAAUGAUUGUCAUUGAGACGUUAUUGGCCGCCGUCAUGUCUGGUUUAAAUUUCUACACUAAUGGUCAUGAAGUUGAAGAAAACCUUAUUACUUCGAGACGGAAAGCCAUUGCUGAACAUGACCAUAAAACUGAUUCUGGUUAUGGCGGCAUCUUAAGUAAACCACCUGUGAUUCUAAUAACACUUACUCUAAUUACUAUUAUCUAUUUUUAAUUUUUUCUUUCUAUGUUUAAAUAAUACAAUGAUAUCUAACAGCUAAUUUUAUUAUUUUUUGUUCAGGUAAUGAAGAAGAAAUUGAAGCGUUGCAAAAUUUAGAGCCAUAUGAAGUUAAGCCACACAUGCAAACUAUUCUUGAAAGUAUUGAUGAAAAUAAAAAUGGUUUUAUUGAAAAAAAUGAAUUGGCAACAAGAUUAUUACAAACAUAUAAGUAAAUAUUCUUUAAAUGGAUUAAAAUUCAAUUCCUAAAACAAUUAAAGAGAAUUUUUUUUAAAAAAUUAAAAAUUAUAACAUUUUAAAAAUUCAAAAGCAUUUUAAAGGUUGUGAAUGUGUUUUAUAAACACAUAAAUGCCUAAUUUUAUUUUGUGAAGUUUAUAGGUGUAUAAUGUCAAGUAUAUCAUUUGCAUUAUUUCUCUUAAGUUGAGAGCAUAAAUAUUAUUUCUAUUUUAUGAAUUUCAUGUGUUAUAAAUUACUCUGUCAAACAAUACAUGUGUUUUUUUUUUAUUAUUAUAUUGAAUUCCACUUAUAAAUAUUAUGUUCAUUGAAUUUAAUUUACUUUUUAAACUUUUUAGUUCAGAAAUAUAAAUUGUAACACAUGUGUUUUGUAUUGUGUAUUGUUUCCUUCAUUUUCAAAUGUUUGACAUAAAUAUCAUAAUAUUAAAUAUGCACACAUUUUUCACUUACUUUACAUUUGUUCUUAUUUAAUUUUUAACUAUAUGGUUUUAACCAAUUAUUUUCUACUGUUAUUUUCCAUAUUAUUUGUAUAUAUUAAAAUUUAUAAUUACCUACAAUUUGAAUUGAUAAAUAAUAAUAUAUAAUUAUUUGUAUAGCUAAUUAAAAAUAAAAAUAACUAUUAUUUUACAUAUUUUUUAGAAUAGAAAUAAAAAUUAUAUAUUUUUCAUUUUAUUUAAUUGACAUAUUAAACAUUAUAAUAUUAUUAUUAUAAUAUUUAUAUUUAUUUAUUUAGUUUUAUUAUAUUAAUUAAACAUUGUAUUCAUAUUUCACAUUAAAACAUGUACAAUAAUUUAAUCCAUUAGGUACUAAACUUUUAUAGUAUACAGACCCCUGAUGAAGGAAUUUCUUAUCAAUUUCCUUUCUUUUUCUUUUUUUAUUUUAACUUAAUUUACUUGCAUUUUAGAGAUAGUUUCUGAAUAUCAGGUUCAAUAUUUUAAAACUUGUCAAAAAUGUUUUUACGUAAAUAACUGGAAUUGUCAAUAGUGCUGCCAGCCUCCAACGAGUGGUCACAGGCUCCAAAAUUAAAUUAUUAAUUCAAAUAUUAACACUUUUAAGAAAAAUAUUCAAUUACAUUUUCAUCACAUCUACAUUUAACCACACAGAUAAUAAUUAGUUAAUUGAACUAAUUUUUAAAAAAAACACUAUGAGACACUCUGUAUAUAAUAUUUUUUCAUAAAUUUUAGUUGUUAAAAUUACAUUUCAACUAGUUUUAAUUGCGUUUUCUGUUAGGAGACUGUCAAUUGAAGAAGCUGAUUCAGAAUUUGAAACAAGCGAUCUGGAUGGAAAUGGUUUUAUUACAUGGAAAGAAUACAUAGGAGAUACAUAUGGUUCAUCUGAUGAAGACGAAGUAAUUAUUAUUACUUAUUUCACAAUAUGUUUUUAUAGUAAAGUAAAAAUGAUUUAGGUAUUUUAUUUUUUAAUAAUAUUACUGUUGACAUUUCAUUGUAAUUUGAGAAAAUUGUAAUGCAUACAAUGUAUAAAUUAAAAUGUAUUUAUUUUUAGGAUACUCUAGAAGAAAAAGAAUUAUUUGUAGCGGCAGAUGUUGAUAAAGAUGAGCAACUAAGUAAAAUAGAAUUCCGGUAUUUUUAUACACCUGAAGAUUACCCACAUAUGAAACCAUUUAUAGUUAGUGGAAUUAUGAAUAGAUUUGAUACAAAUAAAGAUGGAGAAGUUACAUUUGAUGAGUUCAUAGCAGAUAGAAGUAAGACAAUUAUAUUGUAUACAUAUUUGUUUAUAAAUUAUUAAAUUUUUUAUCUAAUACUUAAAAUUUUAGUCCAGAAUUAUAACCAAAAUGAUAUUCAAGAGGAAAAAGAAAAAUUCACUCAACUUGACGUAAACAAUAAUCAUAUAUUAGAUGAAGACGAAAUGCAUAUGUGGGCUUCACCAAACAAUUUGUACGUAUUCAAAUAGUAAUUUAUUUUUUUAUCACCAUAAAUUACUUAAGUUAAAUUGUUAAGUUGCUUUACUAUCAUAGGCUUUUAUAUUAAAAUUGAUAUUUUUUUCUAGCAAAGCAAUUUUAAAUCUUACAAUGUUUAUGUAAAUAUAUAAAAAUCACACUACUAAAAAAAAAAAAACUUGUUUGUGAUUAUUCUAUAAUAAUUUUUUUUUAAAAUAUAUCAAUACAAUGUAUAAUAUAUAUAUUAUACACAAUUUACAGCAUGAUAGCAGAGAGUGAAGCUGAAAAUUUAAUUUUUAAAUCAGAUAAAAAUAAAGAUGGCAUACUUAGUUUUGAAGAAAUAAUGGACAAUUAUAUGACAUUUAUUUCCCCAGAUAGCGAAGGAUAUUACAUAUUUAGAGAUGAAUUAUAG
Molecule: messenger RNA, 2786 nt
Organism: Cinara cedri
Lineage: Eukaryota; Metazoa; Arthropoda; Insecta; Hemiptera; Aphididae
Source: the annotation of a GenBank genome assembly